Molecule: messenger RNA, 571 nt
Organism: Pristis pectinata (smalltooth sawfish)
Lineage: Eukaryota; Metazoa; Chordata; Chondrichthyes; Rhinopristiformes; Pristidae
Product: otoraplin-like
Exons: 4
Coding region: 70-468 (132 amino acids)
Biological process (GO): cartilage condensation
Molecular function (GO): protein binding
Source: RefSeq, a predicted model, not a curated record
GAGAGAUUUGAUUCAAACGAUCUGAAAGCACUAAGAGAAAGCAAAAACCUUACAAAUUGCAAAAUUAAAAUGGCAUGUGUUGCCCGCUGUCUAUUCUCACUUUUGUUAAUUGGAUUGGCACAAGUUGUAAGAGCAGAUUACAUGGACAAACUUGCAAACAAAAAGAUCUGUGCUGAUGAGGAAUGUAGCUAUGUUAUCUCAAUUGGCCAGGUGGUUGAUGAUUACAAUGCACCAGACUGCAGGUUUCUAUACCUUAAGGAAGGACAGUUGAUAUACGUGUACUCCAAACUGGUACGAGAAGGUCAAAGUGGAGAGUUCUGGUCUGGUAGUAUUUACGGUGAUCAUCAGUAUAUGGAUCAAAUGGGUAUAGUAGGUUAUUUCCCCAGCACUUUAAUCACUGAGCAGCACAUAUUCCAGAACACAACAAUGGAACUUCCCACCACUGCUAUCGACUUCUACUGUGACUAAUGCUAAUGACCUACUCAUCAAACUGUGCAAUCAAAGAAAAAAUGCAGAACAAAUUCGAUUUAACUGAGAAGGUCUGUUCAGUUUCUUGCUGCUAAAAGCAUUA